Molecule: messenger RNA, 222 nt
Organism: Entrophospora sp. SA101
Lineage: Eukaryota; Fungi; Glomeromycota; Glomeromycetes; Entrophosporales; Entrophosporaceae
Source: the annotation of a GenBank genome assembly
AUGGUUCAAGAGAAAGAAGCAAAGACCGGGAAAGGUAUAAUUUAUUUGUUGAUUGACAUUAAGAAAGGUUUCAAUCGCCUAAUGAUUGAAUGCUAUUUGAUUUCUAAACAAGCUACCAAUCCAAAGAGAACAUUCAAAGAACAAAAGGAUUCUGUUAUAAAAGAAUCAAUUCCAAAAUUUGGUAUUCGAUUAGACUUUGAAAUUGCUGCCAAAAUAACCUGA